AUGAAUGGUGCCACAUCGUUAUUCAUAUUCAGCGAAAAUAACAUGAUACGGCGGCAGUGUAAAACAAUCAUUGAAUGGGGACCAUUCGAGUACUUUAUCCUGAUGACAAUCAUUGGUAACUGUGUGGUACUCGCAAUGGAUCAACAUCUGCCUAAAAAUGAUAAGAAUAUGCUUGGCGAGUGGUUGGAAUAUACAGAGCCUUAUUUUAUGGGUAUUUUUUGUAUUGAAUGUAGUCUCAAAAUAAUUGCAUUUGGUUUUGUACUGCACAAAGGGUCAUACCUCCGUUCAGGAUGGAAUAUUAUGGAUUUCAUUGUUGUUGUAUCCGGUGUUGUUACUAUGCUUCCAUUUACUCCGUCUGGCAACGAAGGUGGAGGAUCUGUAGACCUGAGAACAUUACGGGCGGUACGUGUACUUCGACCACUGAAAUUAGUUUCUGGAAUACCAAGUUUACAAGUUGUGCUCAAAUCGAUUCUCUGUGCAAUGGCACCAUUGCUGCAAAUUGGUUUACUUGUGCUUUUUGCUAUUAUUAUAUUUGCUAUUAUUGGUCUCGAAUUUUACUCGGGUAUUUUUCAUUCUACAUGCUACAAUUCCAAAGGAGAAAUUGAAACUGCUGCCGAACGACCAUUUCCUUGCUCCACAAGAAAUGCUACUGGUGCGUACAAAUGUGAAGGAGAAGGUCUGAUUGGUUGGGUUGGGCCAAACUAUGGUAUUACCUCAUUUGAUAAUAUCGCUUUUGCUAUGCUAACUGUCUUUCAAUGCAUUACUAUGGAGGGAUGGACUUCUAUUAUGUAUUAUACAGAUGAUGCCCUCGGUAGCACUUACAAUUGGGCUUAUUUUAUACCUCUUAUUGUGCUUGGUUCAUUUUUUAUGCUCAAUCUUGUUCUUGGUGUUCUCUCUGGUGAAUUUGCAAAGGAAAGGGAGAAAGUAGAAAAUAGGAGGGAUUUUUUAAGAAUUCGUCGACAGCAGCAAAUAGAUCGAGAACUUGACGGGUAUUUGGAUUGGAUAUUGACCGCGGAAGAAGCUAUUUUACGAGGGGAUCCAACAGAGGAGGAACGAGACGCAAUAUAUGAAUCUCGAAGGUUGAAUGAAAAAAGGAGGCAAAAAGCGGCUAGUAAACAGCGAAGUCUCGACACAGAAGAAGAUGCUGAAGAGGAAGAUGAAGAAUAUGAAGCAACUUUUGAUGAACAAUCAGUUGCUUAUCGUAGGUUUCGUACUCGAUCUCUAGUCAAAACGCAAAUAUUUUAUUGGUCCGUAAUUAUGUUGGUCUUCCUGAAUACUGUGUGUGUUUCAUCGGAACACUAUGGUCAACCGGAGUGGUUAACUGUUUUUUUAAGAUAUGCUGAAUAUGUAUUUUUGGGUGUAUUUAUGUUCGAAAUGUGUUUAAAAAUUUUUGCCAUGGGAACAACAACAUAUUUUAAAUCCAACUUUAAUCGUUUUGACUGUAUCGUCAUUAUUGGAAGUGCCUUUGAGGUUGUUUGGGCUGAAGUCAAAGGAGGCUCUUUUGGUAUCUCUAUAUUGGUUAUCGUUACGAAACUUAGUUCGUUCUUUGAUGAACUCUAUGCGUUCCAUAUUGUCGCUGUUGUUCCUUCUAUUUUUAUUCAGCGUUAUAUUUGCCUUACUUGGUAUGCAGCUCUUUGGUGGAAAAUAUUAACCGGUGAAGAUUGGAAUGAAGUAAUGUAUUAUGCUAUUGAAUCUCAAGGAGGCAUUUACAAGGGCGGAUUUCCAUACUGCAUUUAUUUUAUUGUUCUCAUGCUUUUUGGCAAUUACACCCUGCUAAACGUCUUCUUGGCUAUCGCCGUCGAUAACUUAGCAAAUGCGCAAGAAUUAACAGCAGCUGAUGAGGCUGAAGAACGAGCAUAUGAAAUGUCACAAGACUCAGAAUCAAUGAAUGAUGAGCUUAAAAUGCCGUUGGUCAGUUCACACGCUUACACAAGGGGAAUAAAAUUAGUAGACAGGAUAGGUCCAAACAACUACAAUUUGAUAAAUGUUAUGUUGUUUCAGGACAGCAAACGCAGUUCUCUUGAUACAGAGAAUAAAACAGCUGCUGAUCUUUGCCAACUGCAACGAGAUAUGGAUGACAUAGAAGAGUGUGAGGAGGAAGAAGAAAGCCCUUUUGGUGGUCGAAAACCUAUGGUUCCAUUCUCAUCAAUGUUCGUUUUCUCGCCAACAAAUCCGAUUAGAAGAUUUGCGCAUUGGAUAGUGAACAUUAAGUAUUUUGAGAUUACUGUUAUGGUUGUUAUCCUGUUCUCCAGUAUGGCAUUAUCUGCGGAAGAUCCUGUUGAUGAGAAUAACUAUCGUAAUAGUAUCCUACAGUAUUUUGACUAUCUCUUUACUGGAUUGAUCGAUCAAGGAGUAAUAUUACAUCCCGGGUCUUACUGCCGAGAUUUCUGGAACGUGCUUGAUGGGGUCGUAGUAGUGUUUGCUUUGCUGGCAUUUUCUUUCGCGUUUUCUGGAGCAGAGGGAGCAGCAGGUAAAAACCUAAAUACAAUAAAAUCUCUUCGAGUGCUUCGCGUUCUUAGACCCCUAAAGACAAUCAAGCGUAUUCCAAAACUCAAGGCAGUUUUCGAUUGCGUUGUCAACUCAUUGAAAAACGUAUUCAACAUAUUAAUAGUAUAUUUUUUAUUUCAAUUUAUCUUCGGUGUGAUUGCGGUACAGUUAUUUAAUGGUAAAUUUUUUUACUGUACUGAUAAAACAAAGAAAUAUGCUCAUGAAUGCCAGGGCCAGUACUUCGUCUACACAAGUCAGGAGGAACCACCUCGUGUGGAGACUCGUGAGUGGCGACUACGGCCAUUCAAUUAUGACAACACUGUAAAUGCUAUGUUGACUCUGUUUGUGGUAACUACUGGUGAAGGAUGGCCUGGAAUACGGCAAAAUUCUAUCGACACCACUGAGGAGGACCAAGGGCCUUCUCCAUUUUAUCGGGUUGAGGUUGCCUUAUUUUACGUAAUGUUCUUUAUUGUAUUUCCGUUUUUCUUCGUCAACAUCUUCGUUGCGUUGAUUAUUAUUACAUUCCAAGAACAGGGUGAACAGGAGUUAUCUGAAGGAGACUUAGACAAAAACCAGAAGCAGUGCAUAGAUUUCGCUCUGAAUGCUCGUCCACGAUCUUUGUUUAUGCCGGAAGAUAAGAAUUCUACACGAUAUAAAUUGUGGGAAAUUGUUUCUUCAUCAAAAUUCGACCUUUUGAUUAUGGUUUUGAUCAGCUUGAAUACAGGUGUUUUAAUGACUAAGCACCAUAAUAUUUCUGAGUGGUUGGAAAGAUCCCUUCGAAUAUGCAACACUGUGCUGACUUUUAUGUUCACAAUUGAAGCUGGGAUGAAAAUACUUGCAUAUGGUGUCCGAAAUUAUUUCCGUGACGGAUGGAACAGAUUUGAUUUUGUAACCGUUGUCGGAUCUAUCACAGAUGCUCUUGUCACGGAAUUUGGAGGGCACUUUGUUUCCCUGGGGUUUCUGCGCCUUUUUCGCGCAGCUCGUUUGAUCCGUCUUCUGCAACAGGGAUAUACAAUAAGAAUACUGCUUUGGACAUUUGUUCAGUCUUUUAAAGCGUUACCGUAUGUUUGUCUUCUGAUCGGUAUGCUGUUCUAUAUCUAUGCAAUUGUAGGAAUGCAGGUGUUUGGAAACAUCUGGUUGGAUCCAUCAACAGAGUUAAAUCGGCAUAAUAAUUUCCAAACAUGUUCUACAGGUGAAGCUUGGCAGGAUAUAAUGAUGGCAUGUACAGCUGGAAAAUACUGUGUGACACCGAACUCUGACCAAGAAAACUUGGCAAAGGGCAAAACCUGUGGAACUCAGCUUUCAUACGCAUACUUCACCUCAUUUGUUUUUCUCGCCACUUUUUUGAUGCUCAAUUUGUUCGUGGCUGUUAUUAUGGAUAAUUUCGACUACUUAACUCGUGAUAGUUCUAUUCUUGGGCCUCAUCAUCUUGAUGAAUUUAUCAGGCAUUGGGCAGAAUACGAUCCAGCUGCUACGGGCCGUAUCCAUUACACAGAGAUGUACGACAUGUUGAGAAACAUUGCUCCUCCAGUUGGUUUUGGUCGAAAGUGUCCAUAUCGACUCGCCUAUAAACAUCUAAUUCGAAUGAAUAUGCCGGUUGCUGAGGAUGGAACUGUACACUUCAGUACGACACUCUUUGCUUUGAUUCGCGAAUCGCUAAGUAUCAAGAUGCGACCAGUGGAGGAGAUGGAUGAAGCCGACGAAGAACUGAGGCAGACAUUGAAAAAAAUGUGGCCACUGAAGGCAAAAAAGAAUAUGAUAGAUUUAGUAGUGCCACCAAAUACAGAACUUUGCUUCGAGAAGUUGACUGUUGGUAAAAUUUAUGCUGGUUUAUUAAUCUUGGAAAAUUAUCGGGCCAAAAAGUCGGGGACUGAAGUGAGUAUUUUCAAUUCUUUCAAUAAUGCGUUUGAAAUUAAGAAGCGGCGACGCGCUGCCCUUUUAAGACUGAAACGUCGAGCUUUAGCGCUGAGACAAAGAUGUGGUGGUGUUCAAUCAGAGAUUGGUGGCACAAGUGGAAUUGAUGGUCUUCGGUCACUGGUUGUAGCAGCGAAAAAUGCUGCUGCGAGUGGCCAGCACAUGAACGCCGAAGACGGGACUGCCAGCUAUAUGAACCACACAAAGGGAUCGUUGUCACCAGGAAAGCCAUACUCACUUUUUGACACACUUGUAGACCGUAUAAAAUCUGUAAAAACACCCGAUAUAGAUAAGAGUCCACAGAGUCCUCAGUCUACGAAUUUUCCAAGACGUUCUUCACAAGCAAGUACUGGCAAUGAUACUUUACCUUCUUUACAGCGUUACUAUGAACGUGAUUAUCGAAAACCGUAUUCUCGUGACUCUCAUUACGAUUAUGAUGAGAAUGUGAAAGCUUGCGAAGUAGAACCUCCAAUAGAAUUGAAUGCUGUUUCGUUGAUGCGAGUGAAGAGGGAGAAACUGCUGCCACAAGAUAGGUCACGAGAAGCUUCUCCAUCAUAUCGAGGCUCACCUCCGGUUUACAGAAGUCACUCACCUCCAUUCCAAACGCAAGUCUCGCCAGGUUUUCUAAGACAAAACGGUAAUGGUCAAGAGCCUAGAGCUAACUCUUUCUACAGUGAACGUGAAACAGUAGCUCGAGUUCCGUAUCCGCGGCUGACGGCACAUCGGUCAACGCCAGUUUUUAGUGAAAACCACCGAUCGCCAUUUGACGAUGGCUAUUUACCAAAUCACUACCAACGUUUGUCACCACCUAAUUUCCGGGAUAAUGCAGGUCCGCAAGUCGUUCGAAUUUCCAGUCACGAAGACGAAAGACGGCCUGCCAUUAUACAUCACAGACGUCUACCCAUCAUUGAGAACGUUACUUCACGACCACCAAUGCUGAAAUCCUCUGGCCGCUAUUAUGGUGAUGGAGCGAUUGUCGGACAUGACCAUACUCCGUACGAUUCGCCGCAUAACAACUUGUCUUUAGAUUUCUAUCCUUCUUAUGGAAAUGUUCCGUCACCAUCACCAACUUCAAGCCUUGAAAUUCCACUGUAUCGUAAUCCUCCAUACAGAGAACACAGAGGUCGUUCACCAUUUCUGUGUCAUUCACGAGCUUUUGCUAGCAAUGACUCAGACUAUCGAGAAUCUCCAGCAGUUUAUUACUCUAGUGGUAGCGGUCCAGAGUUGAACAUACGACGAAAAUGUGAUAAACCUCAGUCUUGGUCUUGUCAUGUUCUCGUCAGUGAUUCGGAUAAUGAAAGUGACAACAAGUGGGCAAUGGCUUAACU
Molecule: messenger RNA, 5729 nt
Organism: Enterobius vermicularis (human pinworm)
Lineage: Eukaryota; Metazoa; Nematoda; Chromadorea; Rhabditida; Oxyuridae
Source: the annotation of a GenBank genome assembly